CUGCCCGAGCAGUUCAGUUCAGGAAGAAGAAAUAAUGGCGACGCUUCUGGGGUCCGAGUCCCCCUGUACCAGAGGAAAACGAAGACAUUUAAACGGCAACAUCGUCAAGAACUUGACGGCCGGUAAAAUUACUGGCCAAGGUUUCAGUCGAGGGACGCAGCUCCCCGGAGGCCUGCUCCUGGAGAGAGAUAAACGUGCAAAGUGGAAUGGCAUCCCUACUCUGCUGAAGAAGCUGUAUGAGAGCAGCCAUCCGAACAGUGACCUCUCCCAUGCCCACACCUUCCUAAAGGCAUUAUCAUCCCAGCUCUCCAUGGAGGCUAUGUCCUUUGUCACAGAGGACAGGAAAACCGCUCAGGAAUCCACCUUCCCCAACACAUACACCUUUGACCUCUUUGGUGGAGUCGAUCUGCUUGUGGAGAUUAUGAUGAGACCCACACUAACUAUGCAGAAGAAAAAACCCAAAAUGAAUGAUGACUUGGUCAAAGACUGCCUUAGUGUUCUCUACAACUGUUGUAUAUGUACGGAGGGGGUCACAAAGAGCCUGGCAGCGAGGGACGACUUCGUCCUGUUUCUCUUCACACUCAUGACAAACAAGAAGACCUUCCUUCAGACUGCAACUCUAAUUGAAGAUAUUCUUGGAGUAAAGAAGGAGAUGAUCCAGUUAGAGGGCAUCCCCAACUUGUCAGGCCUGGUCCAAAGCUUUGACCAACAACAGCUGGCCAACUUCUGUCGCAUCCUGUCUGUCACCAUCUCAGAACCUGAUGUAGGAAACGAUGACAAGCACACCCUGUUGGCCAAAAAUGCCCAGCAGAAGCGCAACGCUAGCCCCUCACGGGCAGAGGUCAACCAGGUAACCUUGCUGAACAUCCCUGGCUUCAUCGAGCGGUUGUGUAAGCUGGCCACUAGAAAAGUGUCUGAAGCCACAGGGUCGAACUUCCUGCAGGAGCUGGAGGACUGGUACACGUGGCUGGACAACGCUCUGGUGUUGGAUGCCCUCAUGCAGAUGGCGACAGAAGAGGCUGAACAAAGCAGUACAGAGUCUUCAGAUGAAAGCUCUCUGGCCACCAGCCCUCUCAGACAUCGACUGCCCCAGUCCAUGAAGAUUGUCCACGAGAUCAUGUAUAAAGUGGAAGUGCUCUAUGUGCUCUGUGUCCUCCUCAUGGGCCGACAGAGGAACCAGGUUCACAAGAUGCUGGCUGAGUUCCGUCUCAUCCCGGGGCUCAAUAACCUGUUUGACAAGCUGAUCUGGAGGAAAUACACAGCUUCAAACCAUGUGGUGCACGGCCAGAAUGAGAACUGCGACUGUAGUCCUGAAAUAUCCUUCAAAAUCCAGUUCUUGCGGCUACUUCAGAGUUUCAGUGAUCACCACGAAAACAAGUAUCUCCUCCUGAAUAGCCAAGAGCUGAAUGAACUGAGUGCCAUAUCCAUGAAGGCUAAUAUCCCGGAGGUGGAAGCUCUUGUGAACACAGACAGAAGCCUGGUGUGUGAUGGGAAGAAGGGGCUCCUCACACGCCUCCUCACGGUCAUGAAGAGGGAACCCCCAGACUCCUCUUUCAGAUUCUGGCAGGCGAGGGCAGUGGAAAGUUUUCUCAGAGGAGCCACAUCCUAUGCAGACCAAAUGUUUCUCCUGAAGAGGGGACUACUAGAGCACAUCCUGUUCUGCAUCAUAGACAGCGGUUGUACAUCUCGAGAUGUCCUCCAGAGCUACUUUGAUCUGCUUGGAGAGCUCAUGAAGUUCAACAUUGAUGCCUUCAAAAGAUUCAACAAAUAUGUCAACACUCCAGAGAAGUUUCAGACUUUCCUGACACAGAUCAACAGCUCUUUGGUAGACUCCAACAUGCUGGUGCGCUGCAUCGUCCUCUCACUGGACCGCUUCGAGAGCCAGACUGAAGAUGUCAAAGUGGUGGAGGUACUGUCAGAGUGCUGCUUGCUGUCCUACAUGGCCAGAGUUGAGAACAGACUCUCCUUCCUCUUCCGACUCAUCAACAUCAUCAACGUGCAGACACUCACGCAGGAGAAUGUGAGCUGUUUAAACACCAGUUUGGUGAUCUUGAUGCUGGCCAGAAGAAGGGCUAAACUGCCUUUCUACCUUAAUGCCCUGCGGGAGAAGGAGUUUGCUGAGAAGUACCCGGGCUGCCUGCUCAACAACUUCCACAACCUACUGCGCUUCUGGCAGCGCCACUACCUCAACAAGGACAAGGACAGCACCUGUCUGGAGAAUAGCUCCUGUAUCCCCUUCAGCUACUGGAAGGAGACGGUGUCAGUGCUGCUGGGCUCAGACAGGACUUCUCUGUGUGCCAUAGCGAGCUACAUCGACGAGCCCUUCAUGGAUCUGGACAGAGACCUGCUGGAGGAUUGACCUGCAGCGUGUGCACUCGGUGCUCUGGGGGUGGGACGGGGCAGACGGUCGCAGGGAGCAUGGACAUCUAAAGCUUGUGUCGAUGACGACUCCGCUGAGCUGAGGCAUCCAGGCGCUCCGUUAUUGCCCUCUGGAUGUUAAAGACUCAACUGAUUGCUGCCUGUCCCUUCGCAUGGAGGCCGUCAACCACAAACGUGAGCAGACGGGGGAAUUUUUAAGUUGCCAUCCUCUUCUUGACAAGAGGCGAUGGACACCCUGAAUGCCCACUCCAGAUUGGCCACACGGUAUCACAGACUAUUAAUGGACCUUGGAAAAUGACGCCUGCAUUGGUUGUUGGCUUUAGGUGAAGUUCAAAGAGCCUUUUAUAUAACCUAUACAAAAUUCUAUAAAAAAAAAAUAUAUGUAUGAUUCAACAAAAUGAUAUGUUAGACAAAAAGAUCUUUUCACACGGACUUGGUUUGGAAAUGAUCAGAGUGGACUUUCACGCAGAUAAGAGGUUGGUGGUGUCACAGUGCUACCAGGAGUCACCAGCUUCACUCUCACACUACCUUCACGCUCUCCAUGUCACUCCACUGCCUGACCCGAGUGCAAAGCUGGUGACAGUGGAGCUUUUGCAGGGGUCUUCUCAAAGCAGCAUCUUCAUUUAACCUAUCUGUGGGUCUAUUCUAUUAGGUGGCUAUUGUUGAUUGGUGCUUUCUGGUUCUACUCUGCACAUUUUAGGAGGCUCGAGGGCCGGCUUGACUUGUCCCACAUAUCACGCGGGGUUCCUCUCACCUAAAAACCAUCCGUUCUGUCGGGGGCGUCAGAAGCCUCACCCAGGGACUCGUCUUUUUUUUCUUUUUUCUUUUCGGGUUAUUUUGUUGAUUUCUUUUUCGUCUUGUUUAAAACAACGGCUUUUAGCUCUGGAUAAACUGUAGAAUAAAACAUUGCACAGAUGGAUUGUUUUUGUUUAUUAUAUUUUAACACGUGUUCAUUAAAAACAACUUUAUUGUGUAAUUGAA
Messenger RNA from Mugil cephalus (flathead mullet), 3360 nucleotides. It is a transcript of the gene trpc4apa, whose product is annotated as transient receptor potential cation channel, subfamily C, member 4 associated protein a. The transcript is spliced from 18 exons. The record is from RefSeq and is a predicted model, not a curated record. Gene Ontology annotation, biological process: ubiquitin-dependent protein catabolic process. Gene Ontology annotation, cellular component: Cul4A-RING E3 ubiquitin ligase complex. The coding region runs from base 35 to 2359 and encodes 774 amino acids. Gene Ontology annotation, molecular function: phosphatase binding. Lineage: Eukaryota; Metazoa; Chordata; Actinopteri; Mugiliformes; Mugilidae.